AUGCCCAAGCCCGUCACGCGGGUCCGCGCGGGUGACGUGCAAGUGGGCCCAUCUACGUUUGCAUCGAUCCAGCUACUGGGGAAGGGUGAUGUGGGCCGGAACAAGGAGGAUGGACAGCUGUACGCGAUGAAAGUGCUUGCCAAGGCCGAGAUGAUCAAGCGGAACAAGAUCAAGCGUGUGCUGGCGGAGCAGUCGAUCCUGAUCGCCUCGAACCAUCCGUUUAUUGUGCCGCUAUACCACUCGUUCCAGUCGUCGGACUACCUGUACUUGUGUAUGGAGCACUGCGCGGGCGGCGAGUUUUUCCGCACGCUGCAGUCGCUGCCGGGGCGCUGCCUGUCGGAGGACGCCGCGCGCUUUUACGCGGCCGAAGUUGUGGCAGCGCUCGAGUACCUGCACCUGAUGGGCUUCAUCUACCGGGACCUGAAACCAGAAAACAUCUUGCUGCACCAGUCGGGGCACCUCAUGCUCUCGGACUUUGAUCUGUCGGCGCAGGCGCACGAGCAGACGGCGGCGCCCACCGUGUUCCAAGCGACGCCGCGCUCGGCGCCCAUGGUCGACACGCGCGCGUGCAUUGGAGACCUGCGCACGAACUCGUUCGUGGGCACGGAGGAGUACAUUGCGCCCGAGGUGAUCAAGGGGUGUGGGCACACGUCGUCGGUCGACUGGUGGACGCUCGGCAUUUUUGUGUACGAGAUGAUCUUUGCCACGACGCCGUUCAAGGGCACCUCGCGCAACACGACGUUCGCCAAUGUGCUGCGCAAGGACGUGUCGUUCCCUGACCACGCGUCGAUGAGCGCGCCCGGCAAGGCGUUCAUCAAGAAGCUGCUCGUCAAGGACGAGCACAAGCGCCUCGGCAGCCAGCUCGGCGCAAGCGAGGUCAAGCAGCACCGGUGGUUUGCACAGAUCUCGUGGGGACUCUUGCGGAACCAGACGCCCCCGAUUCGCCCGCGCACCGUCGACGCGCGCGCGCUGGUCCAGGCCGCAAUGGCUGACCCGGGCCGCACGCACGAGUGGGAGCACCAGUCCGUGGUCCGCGUCGAGGCUGACGACGUGUUCUACGACUUUCGCAACGUCACUGUGACGAGAUCUUCACCAUAG
This is a messenger RNA of Malassezia sympodialis ATCC 42132, 1098 nucleotides long. RefSeq lists its product as uncharacterized. Gene Ontology annotation, molecular function: ATP binding; protein kinase activity. The transcript is spliced from 2 exons. The record is from RefSeq and is a predicted model, not a curated record. Lineage: Eukaryota; Fungi; Basidiomycota; Malasseziomycetes; Malasseziales; Malasseziaceae. Bases 1 to 1098 code for a protein of 365 amino acids. Gene Ontology annotation, biological process: protein phosphorylation.